Xenopus laevis (African clawed frog) is the source of this 4053-nucleotide messenger RNA. RefSeq lists its product as uncharacterized. The record is from RefSeq and is a predicted model, not a curated record. NCBI's taxonomy places the organism in Eukaryota, Metazoa, Chordata, Amphibia, Anura, Pipidae. Bases 3011 to 3694 code for a protein of 227 amino acids. The transcript has a single exon.
GAUCUUUUAGUAGACUUAAGGUAGGAAGAUCCAAUUACGGAAAGCCCAUUAUGAGGAAAACUCCAGGUCCUGAGCAUAAAAUUUUGUACUAAUGUUGUCAAUAGCAAUACCAAGAUGGACUUCCACUCACAUGGACCUGUGCUGGAAUCCAAUGGUGUGCCAUAUUUGUCUUAUGAUUAUGUAUAUAUGAAAUAAAGCCCACAAUUAUUAAAUACCUUGGAUAAUAUCUGUAAUACAUUUAUAGACAUUUAUGCAGCAUGUCAUGAUGACAUUGGACCAUUUUCUCUAUGUGCUCCUAAUCUUAUGCAGAUUAGCAUCUAUAAUAGCCUCUCCUUCUAUCCAGUCCCUUCAUCUGACCUGUUUUAGAUCCUCUGUUCAGCCUGUUGCUCCAAUGUCGUUAGGAGUCAUUAUCAGCACAAACAUUAUCCUUGAUAUGGUCCAGUUCGUGUGUCUACUUAGUGACUGUGCUUGUAAAUACUGUGGUUUUUAAAUAAGGGAUUUUGCACUUGUGCUGUUUCCUCUGUUUGAACCUGGUAACAAUUCUGGUGUGAAACAGGAGAUCUUGGUACUCUUGCUUUUCUUACUCUUCCUGUGUUUGAUUCCUUGCUCCAAUGUUGAUACAUAAUUAUCAGCAGAGUCGUAACUGUGGAUACAGCCUCCUACAUGUGCAACUUAGUGACAGUUCUGGUAUCUAUUGCGGUUUUAAAAUAUAUUUUUCAUCUUUUUCCGCAUUAUUCUAUGACUACAGUGGUACACAGGGAUUCUGCUACUCUUGCUGUCUUACUUUGCUUUCCAUGGACAUGCCCUGCCGUUAUUUGGUGCUUUAUGGCCCAUGGGACUGUGGUCCUUCAGUAUUAACAUUUUUGGUCAACUUGCACAUAACAGCACUCUGUAUAUAGGUAUUACAUUGCCACUGUUUACUUUAUGCUAAUUUUCAUUUUUAUCUGUUCAUUUGUACCAUAGUGCUGCACAAUAUGCUGGCACUCUAAAAAUACAUGUUAAUAAUAAUAGUGGGUCACAAACCCGUUGCGGUCAUCCUAAGUGGUGUCAAAUUCUUCACACUGGGGUAUCUGAAUGUGUGAUUAAAGAGGGGCCUAAGUGUAGGUCUUGAGAAAAGUCCUUUAGUAAGACCAAAAUGUUGAAAAUUUUUAUUUUUUGUUGGUUUUGAGUUUCAUUAUGGCUAUUAUAAUAUUACAUAUAUGAAAGUAUGUAACAGAGAAUAUAUGAAAGUAUCUAACGGAGAAAAAGCAUCUGAUAUAUAUAAUCUGAUUAGGGGACAUAAUGACACCCUGAAGGUCAUAAAUUAUUAGGCAAGCAUGUAGUCUAAAUGAAAUACCUAUUUUUGAGUGAUUGAAUACAAAGUGUAGCCUGCCAAAUACAAGGACUUUGUCUUUAAUAGUGACCAAAAGCACAAGCAAUAUAAGGGCUUGUUCACCUUGCAAACACUUUUUUUUCAGUUGAGUUGUUUGAAACCAGCAGCACACUGUGUUGAAUUGCAAAAGGCCCACAUACAAAAAGGCAACGUUCCGGGCCUACCAGGCCCUUUAUCAAGCCCUUUUUUAUCUGAAAACAACUGAACUGGAAGAAGUGUUUGAAGGUUAACCGCCCCUUUAAAUAACCAUAUGAGGUCCACUGUUUUGCAAAAUACUCGUUAUUCCAGUGGUUCCUCUUCUGGAAUGCAAAGAUAUGACAUACAGUGGGAACCUAUCAUACCCAGAGAUUAAUACAAAGCAUUGGCAUCAGACAUGAAGCACCAACUUCCAGGAAAUUUGAAAUGUGAGACACUAAAAUCUUGUGUAGGCAUACCAUAGUCUUUUUAUUACUGCUUCCAAUACACAGCACAAAAUAAAAUGUUUGCUACCACUACAAACAAUGAUAUACAAACUGUACAGAUAUCUGUACAACCUCCACAAAUGUGAUCCUUUGUCAGAUUUACCGCCAGCCCCAGACAUACAUUUGUGACUAAAAUAAGACGUCAGGACUGAGCUCAGAUUUGGCUGAAGUUUAAGGCUAAGGCCACACUACACAAAUCUCAGCCUAUGGACAAACACAGGCCAAGAAUCCUCUGUCCUGCUGCUCUUCUUCUGCUGCCCUACAUGCACCUGGAAUCUUUAUCUCUGCUAGACAAAUGUAGUGUGGCCCUAGCCUAAGGGAUCUCUAUGGAUAUUAUUCCUAAAUACGUAUUCAUAAAGAGAUGGUUGAAUAAGACACAAGAAAAAAUUAAGUUUGAAUUUAUUUACUGAACAUGAUAUACAAAAAUGAGAUUUUACUGGCAACAAUUCCUUAAUUCCAGGCAACCAUGUCUGGAUAAGGGAUCUUUCUGUAAUUUGAAUCACCGUACCAUAAGCCUUCUAAGAAUCACUGAAACUUUAAAUAAAUCCAAUAUGAUUGUUUUGCCACCAAUAUGAAUUUGUGCAGUUCAGUUGGGACUUAUUACUGAGAAAAAGGAAAUUAUUUUAAAAACAAAAAAUGAUUUGCUUAUAAUGGAGUCUAUGGGUGGUGGCCUUCCUGAAAUUCGGCACUUUCAGGAUAACGGGUUUCUGGAUGAAGGAUCCCAUGCCUGUAGUGUAUAUAAGCUGAGUAUUUCUUGAUAUACUUGCCACCUUCAGUGAAUAUACACUAGAAAACUUUGACCCUUACCACCUUCAAACAAUUCCUACUUUACAAAACAAGCCCUAAAAACUUUGAUCUUCAGCAGCCAAAUGUAACACUGUGCACACGGAUAUAACUGGCAGUGUCAAAAUCUGGAUCCCUUUUAUACAUCAUUAUAUUUCAGACUGGUUUAAUUCAAAUGUCAUUGUCAUAUCUUUCUACUGCUUUUCUUUGCAUCACUUCAGGAUUGAAUCAGUCAUAAGACUUUUGGCUUUCAGAUUGCUUAUCUAAUUACGCUGGAGAUUAUUGGAUUAAUGUCUGCAUCAUUCCUGUUGUCACCCAUCAUAAAGGCGCUGAAGGGAAUCAAAUCCACGUUGAAUGAACUUAUUUAAUAGACUUGCUUUUCUUUCUAGAAGACAUGCAUUAUCUACGCUUUACUCUUGCUCUCUUUUUUUAUACUUUAUUAACCCCUUUGAUUUUCCUUUUCUCCACACGUUCCACACAUGAGACUGGCCGUGCUGAAAUGGAAACCAACUCAUUAACUCUUUUGACUGAAUCAAGUAUCCUUCCACCAAACCAAGGAGAAAACUGGAUUUGGAUUCAAUUUAGAGAGAAGACUCCUUUUUUUCCAUCUGUAAAUGCAAAGAUUUCAGAACAGGAGAAAUAUGAACAUUUAAAGCAGGAUAUACCAAACCUGUGGCCAAAUAGUUUCCCAAAGGACUGUGGGAAUGGUUUCUUUGUCAAUCCUUUAGAUCUUGGCUACAUUACACAAACAACGAAACCCAUGAGUUUGCAGCUAGUGUCUUAUUACGGGAUUUCUCAUCCUUCAAUUCUUCACAGAAAAAGUAAUGAUAUUAUAGGAUAUUCCCAGAAUAUCUGCGCAUUACGACUGAGGAAGAAGAGUCGUCGACUGGCAGCUAAUGCCAGGGAGAGGAGAAGGAUGCUGACACUCAACCUAGCAUUUGAUCGACUAAGGAGUGUCAUCCCGACUACACAGAAUAAAAAAAAAUUGUCUAAAGCUGAAACUCUGCAGAUGGCAAAGAUCUACAUCUUAAUGCUCAGCACAGAACUUCAGAAAAGAGCCAGUAGCUGCCUGACAUGAGAACCAAAUGUGGCACGUUUGAAACUUGAUUUGCCUUAAAAAAGUUCUCAUAAACCCCUGAAGUCUGAAAAUAAACUUAAUAAUUCUGAGACCAGCUACUGCUAAAAAAAAGUAUAUUCUUGUAUAUAGCUAUAUACAGUUUUUCUGCCAAGAAUUUACUUUAACCAUGUCAACGGGUUAUUUGGUAUCAAGUUGUGAAAGUAGUCACGCCAAGUUUAUUCCUUGGGUUCAGUAUGGAGAACAGGUCUGAAGCUGCAGUGAUCAGAAUUUGGAGGAAGCCAAAACAUUUUCUGCAUAGUAUUAAUAUCUUUUAACUAUGCACCUUUAUAGAUAGAUAGAUAGAUAGAUAGAUAGAUAGA